CCACCUGUCGGGGCGGGCUCGGGCAGGCCAGGUGAGGCGGUGCCGGCCCUGCCUUUCCCCCUUUCCACAGCCUCCUGGCACUACGGGUGCCGGCAGCAUGGCGGACUCCCAGGUGGUCCUGCUGGACGAGUCGCACGUCAACGAGAAGGUGACAGAGGCCCAGGCCUGCUUCUACUACAGCGAGGAGCAGCGCUGGGCCCUGGAGGCACUGGUGACCCGAGGUGAGGCUGCCUACAGGGAGACCCUGCGGAAGGAGCAUCUCCGGGACUUCCUCUCCAGCCAGGAGCUGCAGGCCCUGCGGGGCAGCUGGCGCGCCUACGAUGACCCCCGGGAGAGCGGGAAGGUGGUGCGGGGCCCCAGUGGCGAGGCCAUCUCACUGGCCUACUGGCCUGAGCGCUCAGACACAGAGGUACCGCCGCUGGACCUCGGCUGGACUGACAAGACCUUCUACCGGGGCAUCAGCCGGGUGGCCCUCUUCACGCACCCUCGCAAGGAAGAGAACGCACCCCACCUGAAGGAGGUGGUGCGGGAGAUGAUCCAACAGGCACAGAAGAUUAUUGCAGUGGUCAUGGAUGUAUUUACAGACCGGGACAUCUUCCGAGAUAUUGUUAAUGCAGCAUAUAAGCGCUGGAUCCCAGUCUAUAUAAUCCUAGAUGAAGACGGUGUGAAGCUCUUCCUGGAAAUGUGCAGAUGCCUUGACCUCAGUGACUUGCAGAUUCGGAACAUCCGCAUACGUUCUGUGACAGGAGUUGGGUUCUACAUGCCAGCAGGGAAGAUCAGAGGUACAUUGGCAUCCCGAUUCCUGAUGGUGGAUGGUGAAAAGGUAGCCACUGGAUCAUACAGCUUCACAUGGAGUUCAUCCCAUAUUGACAGAAACAUCUUACUAGUCUUGACAGGACAGCAUGUGGAGAUGUUUGACAUUGAGUUUCGUGAGCUCUACGCUAUUUCAGAGGAAGUUAAUUUCUGCAAGGAAUUGGGUAUUGCUAGUCCAAACCUUCAUGGAAUUGGGAAACCAGGCUUUCAUUCCUCCACUGUGGCUCGGAAGAUCAUUAAUCCCAAGUAUGGCUUAGUAACAGGGGCAGCCCGUGGUGAUAUGAUGCUCUGGGCUUCACGACACAGGCAGGAUAAUCACGGGAAUAUGGAAAGGGAAGAAACAAGUGAAUCUAAGAAACGAUUAAAUCAGUUUCUGAAUGACUUAAUCACAUUGGAGCAAGAACUCCCAGAGAUUGAACCACCUCUGGAGAACUUCAACAAGCUGAAUCGGAGCCCUCAGAAACUAUUCUCCCGAUUACAGAUGGACCUGAAAAAUAAAUCCAAGUCCAGAGAGUCCAUUCGUGUCGUGAAGAAAGAAGAUGCACAGGCCAACUCAAAGCAAGGAAAGCGAUUUGCCAGUGGGCUUUUUAGUCGCAAGGCCAAACGAUCUCCAGGUUCAAGCAUUGAAGCAAAUUCUUUUGCCAGUGAAGGACAUUCAGGGGAAGACCUUGGGAAUAUGAAACUGGAAUAUGAGCAGCUCAGCAUUGGCCAUAACAGUGUUCGGAGUGCUGAAGGCACCUCAGGUAAUGUGGGUCCAAACUCCACUACAAGCGAUAAAAGCAAACAAUCUACCUGUGUGUUAUCUUGAUUGUCUGGGAAACUGAAGACUGAACAAGCUGGUUUAGUAACAUGAUUAUUGAUUUGUCCUUCCACGGUGGUCUGUCAAGCCACUGUGUGGUCCUGGAUGCAGCUGGCACCCCCAGUUAAAUCAUAUUUACUGGGUGAAGCAUAGACUUUGGAUGGUUGAUCCCUUAAGUGAGGGUUAAUGAUGAAUGUAUUAGUCCAUACGUGUGUGUGCUUAUAGAUUUUAUACAUAAAAACAACUGUGAUGACUGGGUCUCAGAGCUUGCUCUGUGUCCAGAUAAAUGCAGGAGAUUUUCUGACUUACUUGUGCUGCUACUUCAGUCUGUUUAGUUACAGACUCAGAAUCACUGUGUUGCAUUGUUUACUCUACUGCAUUGCAGAAAUGUAUUGGUCUGACCGGCUGGAAGCGAAGUCCAAUCAGCAGCAAAUUCUGGGUGAAACGGUGAUGUUUACAGACAGCAUAGCAAUGCUUUGUCCUCAAGGAGUCUUCCUGUAGAUUCCCGUUGUCACUUACCCACACAGAAAUUAGUGGUCAGGGGAGAAGAGUUUAGCUAGAAGAGGCCAAUGGAUUAGUAUCUUAACUGCCUUUUCCAGGUUGUAAAUAUAGUAGUCAAACAAAGCGAUUUGGCAAUAAUCUGUUAAAGAGAAGCACUGGAGUAUUAGGGGAGUGCUUAACCUGUAGCUGAGAGUGGGUCAGAGAAAUGCCUUAAACGGGAGAGUGGGCAGAUCUGGGAGCAGUCACACAGCCUUCGAUGGCUGCUAUAAAAUCCUGUUUGUUGCUAAGUGAGCGGUACUCUACCCUUCAUGGAAACUGUAUGAUUAAGGAGCACAUCUCUGAGGCUGAAAAAAAGCAAGGCAGGCAGACGAGUUUUUCGAAUGCUCCUUUUUUUUUUUUUUUUUUUUUUUUUUUGUCAGGUUAACAUUUCCAAGCUCUUAAAAAAUGCCUAAAUCAUGAGCUUUGAUCCAUAAGAGAUGUUGCAUGCAAUCAGACCAAAGGCCAUCUAAUCUGCUGUCCUCUCUCUGAGGGCACCCAGUAACAGGUGAUCACAGAAGCAUAAAAAUUAAAGCUCGGGUACAAAAAUCUUUCUCUGACGCUGUUCCAGCAGUCUAUGGACUUUCUGAACUGGCAGUUCCUUCUGGACCUGGCCUUAAUGAAUGCACUUAGUCUUUUUUUAAAAAUCCUUUUAUACAUUUGGCCUCCACAGUGUUCUGCGGCAAUGGACCCUAAGUUCAUUGUGUGGUAUUAAAAAGAACAGUCUUCAGGCAGUUUUAAUGGUUUACUUGAUGAUUUCAUUGAGUGACCCUCAUUCUUCCAUUGUCAGAUGUAGUUCUGACCACUCCUAUUCCUCGUCUCCUUGCCACUUUUUACAGACCUGUAUCAUACAUGUCCUCAGCCAUCAUUUUUCCAAGCUACAGGUUCAUGGUAUGUGAAGCUAUUCAUUAUAGGGGACCUGUUCAACACCGCUGCCCUCUAGUUCACUGGCUCUUUUCCAGUUCUGCCACUAACAAAGUGGAGAAGCCGGUUGUUUUUGUUCCCUCAGUAUGCAGAUUGAUGUUUCACUCUGCUUUCUUUCCAUCUAAAUUAUAUACUCUCCUGUCAUAAAUAAGCCCUCUUGUGAUAUCUAAGAAAAAUAAAUCCUAGUCAUAGUAGACACCUGAAAAGUAACAUACCUGUUUGCCAGAAAACUAUACAGACAUCAGAAGAAUAUAGGUUUCAUUUUCUUUCUUUUUUUUGUGUUGAGACACUGUUGAGUUUAUUUCAGUGCACAAGGACAACAAAGACAACUGCUGCACUACCAGCACAGAACAAACUGCUCCAAAGGCUCUUCCAGGUGCUGGGGUGCAGUGUUGGUUGUUACACUAAAACAGCUGCCUCUAGUUAAUGAUAAAAUAUGAUUGAUUGAUUAAUUAACUGCCUUUCCUGGAAAUGAAUUUAAUUUGAAUGGCAAGCAGGUUUGUUUUACUCUGAUUUUACCCUGUAGAAUAUCUCAAGACCCUAACAUACCAAAUGCUCUCUGUUAAAUACACCUUCACGCAGUGGGUUAAAUGCUUGUGACUCUAUAUAGUUAUUCUAUAUAGCCUUCUGGGAGCAGGCUGUAGUUUUACUGCUAGGUCUGUCAGCUCCUAUUAUCAGCAGUGUUUUAUAAAAUUGUUCCUGGUAAUGGAAGAGAAGAGGUGUUGGAAAUUACACCAUCACUUGGACACAGAAGUAAGUUAAUACAUGAGAUAUCUUGUUGGCUGUGGGUGCAAUGUUUAUGUGCCAAAAGCUAUUUGCUAUAUAUGUGUACAGCUGUCUAAAAUGGCUUGAUUUUGCCAUGCUUCCAUUAUUUUCCAAAUGAUUAGGAGAUUUUUUUCUCUCCUCGUAUUUAUUUCACUUUGUUAGCAGAGAUUCAAGAGAAAUUUAUAAGGCCAAUGUGGUUCCAGUUUUUUGUUCUGAUAGAAAUAUUGUCACCUGGUGCUUCCUUGUACUCCCAGACUUUUAUGAUAUUUAUUUAUUUUUUUUAAUUGUGCAAUAGGCUAAUUUACUGACUAGUACUGUGUUGAUGUAUCUGGUCAGGUUUUCCAGGAAGUCCUCUAUCUCUUUAGGUUUUUUGUCUUUGUUGCUUCAUCUGGGGUGGAGUGACUUAAAUCACCUGAGAAGCUGAUUUCACUUGCUAUUUCUUCUAUUCUGUGCUUGCUGAUUAACAUGCUUUACUUUCUUUUUCCUAUGAAAGAUGGGAAAGCACUUUCUUUAGCAUUGUCAACUAACAGGAUCUCCUUUCUAGUGAGAAUCUCUCAUCAAUUUGUCUUCUGUUUUGUUGCCACACCAGUUCCUAAAAUGUAGGGUUUGUUCAUUCAUUUUUAAUUCCGUUCCCUAUUUUUAUUGCUUGAAAGUCAUAUAAGUCUAAUCUCAUGCCUUGACUCCAGAGUCUAGCAGAAUCCCUCAGGCUUAUUACACAUUGUUAAUUAACUGAAUUGAAGAGAGCAAACUUGCUUUCUUGCAUGAUGUGAAUCUGCUUCUUAAACUUGGCGUGACUCUUUAGGGAUGCACGCAACCUUGCUGAUCCAGAGGGAAUGUUUCAGACUCUGGUGGAACUUGUUCUUCCCUGCAGACAAGAUCAGGUGAACUUGGAUAUUUGGCUGCUUCUAUGGCAACGGUUCUGAGUCCUGGUGAGGUGACGGCAUUUAUUUUAUUAAUUGUGGUUCCUCAUAAGUACUAGGAUCCUAAAGCUGUGACCUGUAAAAUGAACCUCUUACAUUCUCCAGAUAAAAUGCUGUUGAUCUUGCUGGGAGUAGAGGGGUGAGAAGUAGCAGUUAUCAAUUCUGUUAGAAGUCUCUUAAUGGAAGCUGAAGGUACAGCAGUCUUCAAAUAAGAUGUCAUUUUGUCCUAGUUCAAGAAGCCAGCUCUUGGAACUAAUGUAACCAAGUCAUUAACCUUCCAAGGGAGUGGGAAAGAUGGGAGAUAUCUGGUGGUUGCUAUUGGGAAGAACAAGGUCAGCUCUCUUUGGAGUCUGUUUCCUGAGCCUGGACAAUCCCAAGAGGUUGUCUGUUCUCUGGAUCUUCUUCGCUCUUCGUCAUGUGAGCCCAGGUUUGCUGAUCAUGUGGUGUACCAUGGGACCUAUACUGGCCAGUCUUGGUUUUGGAAAAAGAGUAAUGAAACUGGGGCUUGCAGCUUGCUAUUUCUGAUGUGAAAUGGGGAGUGGUUCUGAAAGAGUGUCUUGGCUGAGUGUGUGCCUUCUAUGUUUCCUGUGGGAUGCACUUGUAUAUUUAAUGUACUUGUGUUCAGUGACUUAUGCCAAAGAUGUUUUCUAAGUCAAAUAAACUCUUUGCUAUGUUAUGUUCAGGUAAUUUGUUCAUUGGUGUUGUUUUUAAUUUCUCAACUGCACUUCCUAGAUUGCUGGGAUUUUUAAAAUUUAUUUGUGAAGAACCUGUACUCUCUGGAUUAGAGUAGGUUUCUGUGUGACACGUAAACAUCUUUGGCCAAUGCUAUGUUUGUUAACAGAUGUGGGGAAUUCAGCUGCCCAUACAAGCGCAGUGUCUUCUGGCUCUGACUACCUUGAGAGAGGCUCUAAAUCAUUGGAGCAGGCUGUAGUAGGUGUCCACUGCAGUUUCUCUUUGGUGUUCUUCUUCAUUACCACUCUCUUUGCAGCUGAACUAUGUCUUGCUGCAGCUAUAAAUGCAUAUGACGAAGUGCCACCUCUGCUUCCCUUUCCAUCUUUCCUAUAUAAUUUGUUCCCAUCAGUGAUGACAUUUCACUUAUGAAACAGAAUCCCUCUGCUACAUUUCAGGUUUACCUGGUACAGUACAAUCCUUGACAUUUAAGUAACUCCCUAGCUCGUUUCCCGUGCUCCCUUUGUUUGUGUAUACAAAAGCCUUUUUUAAAAUUCCUGACCAUGUUUCAGAAUAAAUCCAGUCUCUAUUUUACUUCUGGGCAUUACGGUACAUGAAAAUGUACUUGCAGUAAACAUAAUCUUUGUCUUUCCUUCUGUGUUUUAAGACCACAUAGCAAUUGCAUCCUUACAGUUUAAAAGGAGUCUAUCUAAUCCAAGCUUGUUUUACAGAGUAUGUCAGGGCUCCAGUAUUAAUACCAUCCCUUUGUGCCUUUUCUUUUCCUGUAUUUAUCUCAGGGAGGUUCUCCAAGAAAGUAAGAAAAAUGUACUUUAUCUUAAAUAUUACUAUUUAUUAUUUACUUGAAUAUUCAACUUUUUUCUUGUUUCUUGACACUUUCAUUUGUGCUCUUUCAAAAUCAGGCAACAGCCCCGGAAUGAAAGACCUCUUUGUGUCACCUAGACCUUGUGUCCCUGUCUUAGAGGAAAUUUGCAAAUUUGGGAAUCCUUGUAAACAAGUUCACCAAAAGCACAAACAACUGCAGGAACCCUCUCAGAAGAGAAACCUAUGGAUGUAGAUGAAACUGUAGCAUGUAGCAGGGCUGACAGAUGUUUACCUAACUCUUGGCACAACACCUAUUUCUGAUUUCUGCUGCAAGUCUGGACAUGCAUACCCACGGAGUGAGGAUGCAGAAAACCACACCUUAAUAUAUAGUGUUUCAGCUUCUCCAGUCUCACUCACAAUGUGGGCAAAUUUGCCAUGCUUUUCAACAAGACAUGAAAGCAAGGAAGAAUAGCUGAAAAGCAUCUGCAUAGGAACUUAGGGCAGACUUGCUGAUGUAUCCUAAAUUCAUAAUGUGAUCUGUCAAUGUCAGAAGUUUUUGAGAUGUUUCUAAUUCUGUUUCUCACUCCAUUUUCAGUCAGCUUAGCUGCGAUACCAGCUCCUGCCUUUUCAUCUGCCUUGUCAGGUUUUGUUUUCUUUUUCUAAAAUAUUAGAUAAGUCACCUUGUAGGAGAACUGUGAGCAUGAAACAGCCCUUCUCUUGCUUUCUACCUGAGACAGGCAACUUCUUGAUGAUAGGGUGUGCUGAAAGCCAAGAUUAAAUGACAACAGAUGUGUGAAAUUGUUGCUUGUAUUUUCCUGGUUACGUGUGGAAUUCGCGCAGGAAAGCUGACGGAGCAUAGAACCAGACUAAAACAUUUGAAUAAUGAGGAAUGUAGCCAUUACAGAGGGCCUGAAACACAGAAUAUAAAAAUGAGACCUGAUUUUAAUGCAAAUGCAUAUGGUACCAUAGGCAAGCAACAGGGAGGUCAGGUCAAGGAUACUUUCUAAGUAUUGUCUGUAUUCAAGGGUCUUCUGCCUUUUUAAUUUAUUUAAAGCAAAGCAAAAAAAAAAAAAAAAAAAGCUGCUGAAUAGUGAACUUUAUUGCAAUUGUGCAAGUGAGAAAAAUAUGUUGUGCCAGUGGGCUGUGGCCAGAUCAGCAUUUUGCAUGGGCUUGGGGGUGGAUUUGGCACGUGCCCACUGUGGGCUGAAUGAACACCGUGUUUCUUCAGCUUUUUGAUUUACCAAACUGGAGUGGCUGUUACAGAAAGGAUGUUGCUUUCUGCAAUCUGAGCAAUACACAGGAUAGAGGACUAAUAUCGAGGCUCUCUAGCCUCUGUACUGUGGCAGGCGUAGUGACUUUUUUUGUAUCCAAAGCAGUACUCCCAAACCAGGGCGUAAGACGUAUAUUAAAUGAACAUGAGAAAAUGGUGUGACAAAGGCAUAGGAAUGCUUUGGCAAGAUGUGCGUGCAUCCCUGUGAUAUAGCUGGUGGAACAUUAGUUUGAGCUUCCCCCGAAUUAGGUACACAAUAAUGUAGGAUGGAAUAUGGGGGGAAGUGAGCACAUAAAACCAGGUUGCUUACUCUAGAGCUGGAUCCUACACCGUGAAAACAAAGGCAUGUUUUGCAUGCCAACAGUGUGUGUGGGAUAGGAAUGUCGGUUGUCUUCUACUAUGCAGAGUGACAGCAGCCCAGGUCUGGCUUUUUCCACAGUUGAGAUUGUGAAGAAAAUAAAUUCUAUACCUCAGUAUUUACAUGGGCAGACCCUUGUGUCUGAGGUUUCCUCUAGCACGUAAGAAAAUGUAUAAGUGGUGUUGCUUGUUUAUGAAGGACAGAAUCACACUUGCCUCAUCUUGCAUUGUUUGUGACCAUGGUGCUUAAGAAAUGCAGAAGCUAUUUUACUGUUGGUGUGCUCUGGCUUCUCUGAAACUUCAGUACUAGAGGAAGUAAUAAGGCACUUCGAGGUAACUGGGCUCCAACUUCUCUGAAGGGGACACUUCCACAAAGAAAAAUGAUUAAAAGGAAAAGCUAUCUCUCUGAGAAAUUACAAUAUAUUUGGUGAAACUGAGCAAAAUCCCAAGGUGCAGAUGCUAGACAACCCUGGGAAAAGGGCAUUUACUUCAAGUGUUUGAAAAGAAAAGCUAUUUAAACUUUGAAAGAGCUAUUGGUUUUAUUGUUGCAAUAUUUAUGAUCCUCUCUUUAUAGGUCAUACAACCAUUUCCUUAGUUAUCCUUAAUCUCCUACCAGAAAUUCUUUCUCGUGGCUGGCAGUCCCCUUGAGCAGCGCACUCGCACUACAGAAAUGGAAAAUAGCAAAUAUAAACCAAGUGGGAUCAUUUAUAGCUGUCUUGCUAAGUGCGUAACACAUCUGCAGAAGGAUAAGUUCCUCUGAUUUAGCAUGGCCAUUAGUGACAUUUUGCUGCUUCUGAAAGGAAGAAAAUGGCUCUGCUUAGUAUCCUGAGGUGUAACUGUGGCAAUCACGGAUGUUAGAAAUGGAAAAGGCCACUAGGUCAUCUGGGCCGUUGCCCUAGCGCAAUACAAGACAAUUCACCAGCGUAUCUUUGUAGGACUUCGUUAUUCUACCACCUGUUUGAGAUUCUCCUUCACAGCCUAAUAUAUCUCAUAGGAAGGUAGUUAAAAUAACUUCUUGGAGAGGUAUGAGAGGUAGAAAUCCUUGCGGGCAUUGCGCUGAAAUAAAGACCUGUCUCCUGGUUUAUCCAAGCAUCUGCCAUUGCCCUUUUACAAUGAAGACACUGUAAUAUAUUCACUUCCUUUGCUCUGUAUUUAUGACUGCAGCAUUUCAAUAAAUCAAAACUUUUCUGGAAGGAAAAGUUAGAGCGGUCUCCACUGGUUUCUCACCAAUUUCCAAACCGCUUUUAAACAUGUGAAUUAAUCUACAGAGUCAAAGUUAUACUUCUGCAAAUCUGGAUUAAUUUCACUGCGCCCACUGGGGUUAUGCUGGAUGUACGCUGGAGUUCCUGACAGCACAGUAUGACCAACAGCUUCCCUUUUGCAUCCAAGGAGACAAACUCACAAGAACAAAGACAGAGACAGACAAGCACAGGCGCCAGCCACAGAUGCUAUACCCUGCAGCCAAAAGGAGGAUGUUGUUUCAGGCAGGCUCCAUCUUGUUUCAAAGUCUUCCGUGUAAGUAGCGUUUGGUAUAAGUAAUUGGGAAUUCACUCGCGCACAGCAGUGUUGCUAAUGUGAGGGAACCCUUGAAAACGCUGUAGGGUCUUUGCAUUGAAUAUUGCUUCAAAAACAAUUGCUGCAAUAGAAGGAUUCAGGAGUUGAACUCUCUUGAUAAGCACAAACUUCUUCUCAAACAUAGCCCUGGUCUGGAACGCCUUGUUAAGAGUAGCGUUAAUGUGUAUUUUCAUUGCUCUUUGUGUUCUGGUUAGCCUGUGGAAGCAAGACUGUAAGGUAGAAUUGCUGCCAGGGCUGGUUUAAGCUCUGCGAGGUUCUCACUGUCAGGAAACAAGCUAGCAGCAGUCAAGUGCAGUCCAAGCAGCAGAAACAAACAGUAGAACUGAGCUGCUCAGGGCUCUUAAAAGGGAACAUGGUUUCUUUAGCAGAGUCAAUGAAUCCAGAACAACAACCACAGAAUAUCUUGCUCUGUUUUAGGAGAAAGAAAGAAAGAAAAACCCAACAAAGUUUUGACUUUCUUCUAGCUGCCUGGGAGUAGGUUUAGUGCAGGAUUAGAAGGAAAGCCCUGGGGUUUUUGCUUGCUUUUUCACAAGUGUGGGGAAGAACAUGCUGUUUUGCGAAUGGUUGUCAGUGCAUGAUGAAAUCCUCCAGAAUCCUCAUCAUCAUUCCUUUCCUGUGCAAAAAGAAAAUAGCCCAGUGGGCCAAAUGUUUUGUUAGCCCCUGAGCAAUUGAGUCUUCAUCCGUUUCUGCUUGUGUGUGAUUAAUCAGUGGUUCUGAAGAGAUCAUCUGCUACCAAGAGGUCUCGUAAUUGCUCCCAGGAGUCAGCCUGCUGGCUUUGCCCAUGCAGCCCCACCCUGAGCUCCCAGCAGCAGCUCAGCCACGGGGAAGCUGCUGGCAGGCUUCCAUCAAGGGGGUGACACAAAGCUGUACUCGUGAACCUGGAUGUAACUUUGCUGCCAACCAUUGCAGAAGAUGAGCUGGGACAGUGAGUGAGUCACAGGGUUUGUAAGCAGUCAGAUUUGAGUAUUAAAGAAGAAACAGCCUGGCCCACCCAGCUUUGCUGUUCUCUGUUCCAGUGACUGCUGGAGGCCAAGUCAUGGAAACGGCUGCUGCUGGUCCAUUUCCCUGCGCAGCUCUUCUUGCUGUCACCACUGUCGUCAUCCCUCUGUUCUCUGUGCAGCUCUUUCUUUGGGAUCCUUGCUAGGGCCUCCCUGCAGCUGAUGCAAAGGCAAGGAGGAGGCUGUGGCUGGUAAGAGCCAGGAAAGGCUUUGUGUGCACGUGUGCCCACGUAUCUGUGUGGGAGAGAUGAAAUACACCUUCUGUGUGCAGCCCUGGAUCCAAGAAACCUCCCAUGCAGCUUCCCACUCCUUGGCACAUAAUGUUUGUCCCACGUUUUUCCCACCACUGUCCUCAUUCUCCUUUGCACUGAGAUUUUCAGGUUUUUCUUCUGGUCCUAAUGUUGUGCUGUCUUGCAGUUGUUUUCCUCCUGUAGCUUUCUUCCUUAUGAUGCUCCCUUCCUGUAUUAUUCUCACUUUCUGUCCUCAGGUUCUACUGUAAUUGAUUCCAGUUCCUCUGCAGGUGGCAGUAAGCAAUCCUGUUACACACUUGUUUUAAAAUAAAAAUAUAGAUGUUAUGCUUCGCCUCAAACACCAUUUUUAAAAAGUUGUGGAGAAAAGGAAGCCUGUGGAAGGGGGAACAGUGUAACCGCCAUCCAACAUGAGGGAGAGUUUAAGCAGUCAAAUUAUAGCUCUAACUCCCUGAUUAUGGCAAUUUUUGUGGGUUCUUUCCCCUUGGUCUGCCUGAAGAAGGCACAGUUUUCCACAGCAGCAAAGGAAACAGAUGUUUCCACCUCCAGAUUUUCUGUCCUUCGGUCUGCACUUUCUUGCCCCACUCUCCAAUUACACUUCACCCUGUUUACUAGAUCCUGCUCCUUGUCUUCUCACACAUUCUUCUUGCAGAGCAUCACUGCUGCUCGCAGUCCGUGCCCAGCUCACCAGACCAAAGAAGCACAGGUACUCCACCUGUAGUAUUGUUUUCAGACAGGUGUGGACAGCAGUGCACCUUUUCCCUGACAACAGUCUUGCUUCUGCAGACUAAAGCAAAAUGGCAGCCAUUCUGCUUGCUUUGAUCUUUUUAAUAAUAAAGGACAAGGGGAGCCUUUUUGAAUGAGGAAAAAGCCUAAGUUAAAAUAAAAAAUUAAACAACGUACCUAAUUAAUUAGAAUCACUGCAAAGUCUUGGAAAGCUGCCAUCUUAAAUUACUACACAGCUACAACUCCCAGCAAAAAAUAGUAAUAAUUGGGGGAAAAAAAUUACAUAUUCCUGCUAUCCUAGUAGGAGUUUGAAAUAGACAAGACAGGUGGGAGCUUUCCCAGCAAAUAGCGUUAGUCCUGCAUGUGUGGUACUACCAGAUAUGCACAGCUUCCUUAUUCCCUGCUUGCAAGGGCAUAUACAUAUUCACCGUCCCUGAGGAAUGGAGGAGAUGGGAGGUUUGUGUCCCAGCCCUUUUUUCUAUUGCAAUGGGGCUGGGUGACAUAAAAAAUUACACAAAUGAGCACUGCAUGUGAAAGUGUGGCUGCCCUGGAAGCAAUGGAAACUCCAGUGUACACUUAAACCUUGGAAAGUGGAAGGAGAGAGUGCGUUUAGCAGUUACCCUAUGUCUGAAUGUAAAAUUCUAACGCUGUCCUGAUGAUGAAGGUGGAACUGUGACAAUAAAAUACUGUAAUUGCUUUCACAUACCUAUACUUUAGUUUUAUUUAAGUUCAGCUAAAGGUGACUCAAAACUGUUCUGUGCAAGCUCCUACCUACCGCUGUUGAGCAUCAUAUCUCUGACCAAGUUGGUGGAAUGGGGAGGUUAAAAGGUAAAUAAAAUCUUGCCUGAAGAGCUUCAUGACCUCUGUUCUCAGCACGGCUGCCAAUAACUUUUAUGUGCACACUGGUUCAUUUUCAGUACUGGAAGCACAAAGCAGACAUCUUCCUCUGCCAGCAUUUAAAAAAAAAAAAAAGUGGGUAAAAAAAAAAA
Numida meleagris (helmeted guineafowl) is the source of this 12412-nucleotide messenger RNA. It is a transcript of the gene SACK1F, whose product is annotated as family with sequence similarity 83 member F. NCBI's taxonomy places the organism in Eukaryota, Metazoa, Chordata, Aves, Galliformes, Numididae. The transcript has 5 exons. The coding region runs from base 98 to 1621 and encodes 507 amino acids. The record is from RefSeq and is a predicted model, not a curated record.